Thunnus maccoyii (southern bluefin tuna) is the source of this 5179-nucleotide messenger RNA. RefSeq names its product serine/threonine kinase 10 (gene stk10). Gene Ontology annotation, molecular function: protein serine/threonine kinase activity; ATP binding. The transcript is spliced from 20 exons. Bases 335 to 3457 code for a protein of 1040 amino acids. Lineage: Eukaryota; Metazoa; Chordata; Actinopteri; Scombriformes; Scombridae. The record is from RefSeq and is a predicted model, not a curated record. Gene Ontology annotation, biological process: protein phosphorylation.
CAAGUUGCCCAAGCAGGCAGGCAGCUACUCCAUCGUGUUUCUAACGGCAGGUGGUCACCGCGCGUCCGGCACCUCACCGCAGCUUGUGAAUGGGAGUAUGAGAUGUUUUAACCUCAGAGCCUACAGAGCACGGGUUGAAAUGGACGGAGUAGAAUAAGUUCUUUGAAGCUUUGAAGUAGUUUGGCUUUUUCCAAAAGAAGCGGAAAGUGAAGCCUGUAAAUUAGUAGAUACUGUUUUUGACGGGCUGCGCGUUACCGCGUGCGUAAUGCUCUCUGAGUAGAGAUCCGAGCCUUUUGAUAGUUAUUUGAAGUUGAAUGUUGUUGUAUUGCAAAUAAUGGCGCUCGCAAGAUUCAGCAAGAUACUUCGUCUGCCCACUAUUGAAAUAAAGAAGAAAGCCAAGCAGUACGAGCACGUCCACCGAGACGUCAAUCCUAACGACAUAUGGGAAAUUAUUGGCGAGCUGGGCGAUGGCGCGUUUGGAAAAGUCUACAAGGCCCAGAACAAGGAGACAGGAGCUCUGGCUGCAGCCAAAGUGAUUGAGACAAAAUGUGAAGAGGAGCUGGAGGACUACAUGGUUGAGAUUGACAUCCUGGCUAAAUGUGACCACCGUUUCAUUGUCAAGCUGCUCGAUGCAUUUUACCAUGACAACAACCUGUGGAUCAUGAUCGAGUUCUGCCCUGGAGGUGCUGUGGAUGCCACGAUGCUAGAGUUGGAUCGUGGACUGACAGAGCCGCAGAUUAAGGUGGUUUGUCGGCAGAUGCUGGAGGCUCUGGACUACCUCCACAGCAUGAAGAUCAUUCACAGAGACCUGAAGGCUGGUAACAUCCUCCUCAUGCUGGAUGGGGACAUCAAACUAGCUGAUUUUGGUGUGUCGGCAAAAAACAACAAGACCCUACAAAGAAGAGAUUCUUUCAUUGGUACACCAUACUGGAUGGCUCCAGAGGUGGUAAUGUGUGAAACAAUGAAGGAUGCUCCGUAUGACUACAAGGCUGACAUCUGGUCUCUGGGAAUCACUCUGAUUGAGCUCGCCCAGAUUGAACCUCCGCACCACGAGCUCAACCCCAUGAGGGUGCUGCUGAAGAUUGCCAAGUCAGAGCCCCCCAACCUGGAGCAGCCACACAAAUGGUCACAGGGGUUUAAAGAUUUCCUGAGGAAAGCUUUGGAUAAAAACCCAGAGACCCGUCCGACUGCAGCACAGCUCAUGGAGCACCCUUUUGUGAGCUCAGUGACGUCUAACCGUCCGCUACGGGAGCUGGUGGCCGAGGCCAAAGCUGAGGUCAUGGAGGAAAUAGAGGACAAUAGAGAGGAAGGAGAGGAAGACGACGCCAUGGAGCUCACUGUGUCUCCCAGUAAGGAGCCAUGCCAGACCAGUCAGACCAGUUUGGAAGGAGACCAGUCUGUGGACACCCCAAGCCCCACCACUCCCUCCCCGACCAUACCAACACCUUCACCUAGGAAGAGUGCAGAGGCAGAGGAGCAGCCAGAACCUGUCAUGGUGGUCCCUGUUCCCCUACCGCGACAGAAUCUCCCUCCAAAAGACCAGGUGGAGCUGGGGGACAAACUGCCUGAUGACGUCAUUCUUGAUUCAGAGAAAUCUGAUAGCGAGGCCUUAACCAAGACGUCCAGCUCAGACUCGGGCAUUGAGGAUGGGAAGAGUACCCCCACAUCGGAGGAGGAAAAGGUUUCUAUGGAGACCCCGGAGACAGAACAGCCACCAUCUCUCCCCCAACCCGAGACAUCUGAGGAAGGUAUCGACAUCAUCAUGGUCUCGACAGACCCAGAGGUGCCCAAGAUCCAGAUCACUGAGGAGAAGAGCAGCGUUAUGACUAACGGAGACCUACCAACUCCAAGCCAGAGUGCUACUGUCACUCCUACACCCACUCCCGAGACAUCUUCUGCUCCGACCCCAGUACCUACACCCCGUUCUGGGCUGAAUGACAGCAUGACCAAGGGUACCCCACAGCGGUCAUCGACAGGAGGAACCGCUGAGACUGUCUCACCUUAUAUCAAUGGAGGGAUAAUCAACAAACGGUACUCUUAUUCAGGCAGCAUGACGUCAGAGAGCAUGGACAUGUCUAACAACAGGGAAAACAUCUCAAUGCCUUCAAGGGACUUCUCAAGUAAGACUCUGAAGAGAACCAGGAAGUUUGUUAUUGACGGCGUGCAGGUGAGCGUGACCACCUCCAAGAUCAUCAGGGAUGACGAGAAGAAGGAUGAGGAGAUGAGAUUCCUGAGACGUCAGGAGCUACGUGAGCUCCGUUUGCUGCAGAAGGAAGAGCACCGUGCUCAGGCUGUUCUAAACACCAAACUGGAGUCUCAGAGAGAACAAAUGCAGAGACGUUUCGACCAGGAGAUGAAUGCCAAGAAGAAGCACUACGAUGUGGAGCUGGAAAACCUGGAGAAGCACCAGAAGCAGACUAUUGAGAAGAUGGAGACGGACCACAAUAUUAAACUCAAGGAUGAGACAAAACGCAUCAAAGCACAGCAGGAACGUGACCACCACAAGUUCCAGGAUCAGAUAAAACACAAGAAAAAGGAGGUAAAACAAUCUGUUGAUAAGCUGCCCAGAAGUCAGCGUAAAGAAUCCUUGAAGCAAGGGAUGUAUAAUUUCCAAGAAAUGAAGAUAAGAGAGGAGGAGAAAUUCUUGGCAGCUCAGAAGAACUACCUUGACACCACGCUGCAGAGAAUCACUUCCAACAACAAAAGAGAGAUCGCAGAGAUGGAGAGGAAUUGUCUUGACAAGAAGCACCACUUAAUCCGAGAGCGUGAAGCUACAGUAUGGGACAUGGAGGAGAAAAACCUUUAUGAGAGACACCAGUUAUUGAAGCAGCAGCUGAAAGACCAGUACUUCCUCCAGAGGCAUCAGCUUCUCAAGAAACACGAUAAGGAGAAAGAACAGAUGCAGUGCUACAACCAGCGGAUGAUUGAGAUUCUGAAAGCCCGGCAGCAGCAGGAGAAGAACCGGCUGCCUAAGAUCCAGCGCGGUGAGGCAAAGACCCGCAUGGCCAUGUUUAAGAAGAGCCUCCGCAUCAACUCUUCAGGCAGCGCUUCAGAGGACAGAGAGAAGAUAAAACAAUUUUCUCAGCAGGAGGAGAAGAGGCAGAAGGCAGAGAGGCUGCAUCAGCAGCAGAAACACGAGAACCAGAUGAGAGAGAUGAUCGGUCAGUGUGAAAGCAAUAUCAGAGAACUGCAGCAGCUACAGAAUGAAAAGUGCCACCUGCUGGUUGAGAAUGAGACCCAGAGGCUCAAGCAGUUGGAUGAACAACACAACCAGCUGAUGAAGGACUGGAGGGAUCAGCUGAAACCCAGGAAGAAGGCCCUUGAAGAUGAGCUAAACAUGAAGAAAAGGGAGCAGGAGGCUUUCUUCAGGAUGACCGAGAUCUCUGAUUGCCCAAAUCCCAGUUCUCCCAACAAACUCUCCAAGUUUGUGCCUUAUCCAGACUCUUCUACCACAUAAAAAAAAAAAAAAAAAACUGCCGCUGUGAUGUUGUACAAUUUCACCAGGCCACUGUUAGCACCCAACACAUAACCAUAUACACACUCACAAAAAAAUAGGUGUUACAAUUGCCUGCUGUCUCGGUUUUUAGUUGCAUUGCCUGUAAUGGAAGCAUACCUUUCCCUCCAUUAGAUUCCUUUAAUGUUUUAGUGAAUAUUUAUGUUUUAACUUGUGUUCUAAGGAUUUUUUCUUUGAAAAAAUAUGUGUUAUUUGAUGGAUUUAAAACACAUCAUGUGCUUCACGUUACAAGUGCAUAGUAUCUGCUCCCAUACAGUGUUUUAAUUUCUUUUCUGUUCAAGUCCACAUUAUAUUGCUCUUACACCAAAUUUAUUUGUUGUUCAAAGCAUCCAGCGAGGGAAUUUCCUUUUGCAUGCAGAGGAAGAACGAUGGUUGUAUGAAUGCCAGUGAGCCAGUGACUAAGCACUUUUUGUUUACCCUAAAUUUUUCAGUGCCGUCUUCCGAAUAUGACCAAAAGUGCAUCCAAAAUGUAGUAAUUUACUGACCUUUUUCCCAUUUCUGUAUGCCUCGACUCAUUGACCAGUUUUGUCCUUGAGUCAGACGCAUGUCAGAGCUGCCAAAGUCUGUUGUUAUUUAUUUCUGCUGGGAAAGAAUAACCUAAAGUGAAAAUCCAGAUUCAUCACUGUAAAUGUUAAUUUAAUUUUUAUUUUUUUUUACCAAAACCAAUGGUAUGAAGGAUGCUCUUAUUAUUUUGUAUAUUUGAAAUGAUGGGGGAUGCGGCUAAAUUACGUUACCAGAAUUUAAUAAUUUCUUUUAAAUGAUUAUUUAGAAAUUAGAUUUUAACAGACAAGGGAAGAGUAAUUGUUAAUCACAUAUUAUGGCUUUUUUUUUUUAUUCUGUUGUAUUUUUACUGUAAAAUCAGUCACACUGGAUGGGAACUGACAAAGCCAAAGCAAAAUACUGUUGUGUUCUUUUGAAGGAUGUUAGAUAGGGGAUUUAAAUCUGAAUUAAAAAAAAAAAUGUACUAAGUGUAUAAUUGUUUUACUAUGUGCAGUGAAGGGACUGCCUGCUAACCAAAGUGCAAUAUUACAUGUAUGUAUUUGCUAAGCUUAAAGAGGUUUAUUUUUUUCUUAAACUUUGCCUUCUUUUGCACUGAGAGGGGGAAUAAUAUGAAGAGUUUAAUUCCAGAGUGCCUGAAAGUUAGUUUCAUACUUUGAUUAAGCAAAGAACUUUGGAAUAUAUGUUUGUCAGCAAUAAUUUAGGCGUUUCAUUUAUAAUUGAUGAUCUGAUUUUGGAAUACAACUCUUUAUAUCAUUUUUAAGGGAGUGCAACAAUUCAGUCUGCUGUAAGAUGCCUCUAGAUGUUUAAUCUUCCUCUGAAACCUAAAGUUUGCAGCUGUGGAACGUGUUGCCUUGUUGAGUGAGAGAAAGGUUUUUUGUUUUUUUUUUCUUUAUUAUUUUAAACCAGUUUGGCCUGCAAAUUAUAUUGAGUCAGGUCAGCAAUCAGGUACAGCUUAAUCUCUCUCUCCCUCUCACACACUAUCUCAGAAGUAUUUAAAUUUAUUGUAAAAAUUCUCUUUUCUGUCAAGUUUAAUGGCUCCCUCUAAGUCUUCCUCUGCCUCAGUUUACAUGACAUUAUUUGUAUGGAGGUGUUGUGAGUGUGAAUGAAACUGUAUCAGAAGGAACCACUGUUGUAAAUAACUAAUAAAUGCAGAUUUUCUAAUUA